AUGAGAAUCUUGACUUGCAAGCGAAAUGAGCAAAAGCUUGAUGGCUUGAGCCUCUCGGAAGCAUUUCAGUACUGGAGGCAGUCAUUGAAGAGAAAUAGACUUAAAGAAGUUCAGGAUGAGCUUGUAGAGUUGAUGGUACUGAAGAGCAGGCCAGAAAAUGAGGAUAUGAUCAGAGAGGAUAAGCAGACUAUCAUCGAUUCGACCGGAAAUCACAUCAAUGAGGUAGGAUUCAAAAUCAUUAACGAUGAAAAGUAUCAGACAAAGCAUCUAGUGUUCAUACAUGGAUAUGGGGCAUCCUUGGGAUGUUUUGCUAGAAACUUUCAACUCAUCAAUAAGUUCAAAAAUGAUAAGAAGUUCAAUUAUCAUAUUCAUUUCUUGGAUAAUAUUACGUUCGGCUUGUCUUCCAACCCAAAGAUCGAGUACGAGGGAGUGAAUCACUGGUUUAUCAAACAAUGCCCUUCCUUAAAGAUAAAAGAUUCCAGGCCCAACGAUAAAAGCAAUUUAUACAAUAAAUAUUAUAAGUUGGUUGAUAGUUUUACUAUCGAUAGAAAUGAAUUCUCGCAGUAUCAAGAACAUUACAAACCACUAUUAGAAGAAAUUGAGAAGUUUUAUAUUGAAGCAAUAGAGAAUUGGAGGAUAGCUUCUGAUAUUGGCCAGAUUGACUAUUUAAUCGGACAUUCUUUUGGUGGGUACUGGUCAGGUUCAUAUUCUUUGAAGUAUCCUGAUAACCUCAAACACUUGAUUUUGUUGUCCCCUGUGGGAGUAGAGAGACACGUCCAUUCUGUCACUAGUGAUAUCCUUCAGGAAAAUAAGUCAGAAUUUGUCCCUGAUUUAGAUCCUACCUCAUACAAGUUCCUUUCUCGAGUUCCAAUAUUGAGUAACGAGCACGUGAGAAAGUGGUACUACAUUCUACCAUUUAUGCCCAUAUUUCUUAAGAUUUUUGGUCCUUGGGGAUACAGAUACUACUUCAACACUUGGUACCGAAAGCUUUCCAACAUCAACAAGGUGAUUGACAAUUUAGGUGGGUCCGAAAAAGUGAUUAAGAGCGAAAAUGAUACUGUCAUCGGAACCAAAAAGGAAUGCCUUUUGAUAAUAGAGUACUUGUACAACUCCAUAACUGGUGGUUCGAACAGUGACAUUUACAUCAAGAAUCUUUUAACUCCCGCUACCGUUAGCAAGUGGCCAUUGUAUGACAAGUUUGAUGCUUUCUACAGGUCAAGCAAGCAUGAUUUCAAGAUUGACGUAUUGUACGGGCAAUUUGACUUCAUGAAUGCUGAGGCAGGGGAGAAAAUGGUUCAACUCAUCCGGAAGAAUUCCUCAGAUCAAACAACGAUAAACUUCCAGAAAAUCAAGCAAGGUGGCCACAACUUAUAUAUAGACAAUCCUUUUGACACGAACAGUGCGAUACACGAGAUUGUCACAAAAGGAUCAGUUGAUUCGUCCCACAAAGACUAG
This is a messenger RNA of Suhomyces tanzawaensis NRRL Y-17324, 1455 nucleotides long. RefSeq lists its product as uncharacterized. Gene Ontology annotation, molecular function: A2-type glycerophospholipase activity. The record is from RefSeq and is a predicted model, not a curated record. The transcript has 2 exons. Gene Ontology annotation, cellular component: mitochondrial inner membrane. Lineage: Eukaryota; Fungi; Ascomycota; Pichiomycetes; Serinales; Debaryomycetaceae. Bases 1 to 1455 code for a protein of 484 amino acids. Gene Ontology annotation, biological process: cardiolipin acyl-chain remodeling.